Schistosoma turkestanicum is the source of this 3665-nucleotide messenger RNA. The record is from the annotation of a GenBank genome assembly. NCBI's taxonomy places the organism in Eukaryota, Metazoa, Platyhelminthes, Trematoda, Strigeidida, Schistosomatidae.
AAGAAGUGCGCGCAAUCUGUUGUCCACGUUACGUUAUCGACGUGUGAAGUUGCUAGUUCAAAAAGUAUGGCUAGCGACCAAAUAUGCUAUACUUUAGUCAGUUUAUCAUCUGAGGGAAAGGUUUAUACUGAGCAAAAACUUAAAGAAGAUUUGCAAAACAGCAAUGAUAAUGUGAAAAGAAGGGCGCUAGAAGAACUUAUUCGGCUAAUUAUCAAUGGCGAAAAGUUCCCCAAUUUAUUAAUGAUUGUGAUCCGCUUUGUUAUGCCGUCACAGGACCACAUGAUUAAAAAACUGUUGCUUUUAUUCUGGGAAGUUGUGCCGAAGUACAAUCCAGAUGGGAAACUCCUUCACGAAAUGAUACUUGUGUGUGAUGCUUACCGCAAAGAUUUACAGCAUCCUAAUGAAUUCAUUCGUGGGUCAACUUUACGAUUUCUAUGUAAAUUAAAAGAACCUGAACUACUGGAACCUAUUAUGCCAUCUAUUCAACAGUGUCUGGAGCAUCGACAUGCCUAUGUACGACGAAAUGCAGUGCUUGCAAUUUUUACGAUAUACAAAAAUUUCGAAUCACUUAUUCCGGAUGCACCUGAAAAAAUUUUACGAUUCCUCGAACAAGAGCAAGAUUCUUCCUGCAAAAGAAAUGCUUUUAUGAUGCUGCUUCAUGUCAGUCAGAGUAGUGCUCUUGACUACCUUACUUCUCGUUUAGAUGAAGUACAGAAUUUCGGUGAUAUUCUUCAACUUGUAGUUGUAGAGUUAAUUUACAAAGUUUGUCUCGCUAAACCAUCUGAAAGGUUACGAUUUAUCCGUUGUAUUUACAGCCUAUUACAAUCUAGUAGUGCUGCUGUACGCUAUGAAGCCGCGGGAACGCUGACAACACUAAGUUCCGCUCCGAGUGCCAUUAAAGCAGCUGCAAGCUGUUAUAUCAAUCUAAUCUUAAAAGAAAGUGAUAAUAAUGUAAAACUAAUCGUAUUGUCACGUCUCACUGACUUACGUCAGUAUCACGAGCGUAUUCUACAAGACCUUAUUAUGGAUAUGGUGCAAAUCAUAAAUGCAUCUGAUAUGGAAGUUCGUCAGAAGACACUUAACUUAACAAUGGAUUUGGUGACAGCUCGCACAGCAGAAGAAUUAAUUAAGAUAUUCCGUAAAGAACUUAUCAAAGUUUGCAGCACGAAUACCCGACCCUCAACUAAUGAUGGAGAAAAGUCACCUGGGGAUGAUCAAAAUUCUGAUGAAUCUAUUUACCGUUUUUCGUUAGUACACACUAUAUAUGAUAUCUGCUUACGGUUUCCAGAAGUAUUACCAAUCAUCGUUCCGACAAUUUGUGAAAUCUUAACUUACGAAGAAAUGAACGAUACACGAGCUGCUAAUGAAGCCUGCAAAUUUUUACGUGAAAUCUUAGAGCGAUUUCCUCAAAAAAAGGCUGAUAUUUUAGAAAAACUGAUGCAAGUUUUUCCAUCCAUUAUCGGCCGUGAAACUCUUCAACAUUUAUUAUGGAUUUUCGGCGAAUAUUGUACUACUUACGAAGAAAUCAACUCUUUUAUGACUCUUAUUCGUCAAAUUAUCGGCGAGCUUCCGCUUGUUGAUGAGGAGUUACGCAGACAGGCCAGUAAAGUGAAUUCAGUGGAUUCAUCAGCUGAAAAUCAAAGCCAGCCCUCGGUACUAAUUUCAGGUGAUGUAAAUGUCGGUGUCAGUCCAGCACAACGCGUUACUGCAGAUGGGACAUACGCAACUCAGUCUGCUCUUACCCUUCGUUCGAAUAAAGAUUCUAGCUCAGUAAAUGCAAUCAAACGACCUGUCCUACAAGCAGCUCUAUUUGAAUCACAUUAUAUGCCUGGGGUUGUAUUAUCUGCUUGUUUAGUAAAAUUAUUUUAUCGAUAUUCAUUGAUUCUUAAAGAAGAACAAAUGAAAGCUGUUACAAAUGAAAGCGCAAAAACUAAAAUCAUUUCAAAAGAAAAUUCAUUCGCUGCUGAAUGUAUGCUAAUCAUCUCGAGUAUGAUACAUUUAGCUACUAGUCGACUGCUUCCACAUCAAGUAAAUCCUGACCACCUAGAUCGUAUGUGGAUUUGUUUAAAGAUCUUGGCUGAUCGUCGUCCUGAAGUCUUAAAGGCUUUUGAAAACACAUCUCGUAACUGUCUUACGGAAAUGCUUACAUAUCAAGAGACAGAACGGAAAAACAACGCUAAAGCUCGUAAUCAAGGCCUAAUUGAGCAUCAAAAACAAUUGGCUGAGUUAAAUCGUGCAGACGCACCGAUCAGAUUUUCUCUACUUACUGGUCAAACUGAGUUCGGUGACACAGUAGAUCGUUUUGACUUAACACUUAGUCAAGCACUAGGUGCAGGUGGUAAAGGCAAUGCUGGAGAUGCGUAUUCUACAUCUAAGCUUAGUAAGGUUCAUCAGUUAACUGGAUUUUCGGAUCCUGUCUACGCGGAAGCGUACAUUAAUGUGAAUCAAUUCGAUAUUUUGUUAGAUGUAUUAGUUGUUAAUCAAACUAGAGAUACACUACAAAAUUUAACAUUGGAAUUGUCUACAUUAGGUGAUUUACGUUUGGUUGAAAAACCCAGUCCAUUAACUAUUGCACCUCAAGAUUUUGCCAACAUCCGAGCAAAUAUUAAAGUUUCAUCUACUGAAAAUGGUAUCAUCUUUGGCAAUAUAUCUUAUGAUGUUCGAGGUUCAUCUGGUGAGACGACUUGUAUUGUGUUAAAUGAUAUUCAUAUUGAUAUUAUGGAGUACAUUAUGCCAGCCACUUGUACACCAAGUGAAUUUCGCCAAAUGUGGUCUGAAUUUGAAUGGGAAAAUAAGGUUACUGUGAAUACACAAAUCAAAGAUCUAUCCACCUAUUUGUCUCAAAUUACAACCCAUACGAAUUUACGUUGUCUUACACCUACUGAGGCUCUUGCGGGUGAUUGUGAUUAUCUUUGUGUAACGCUUUAUGCCAAGACAAUAUUCGGCGAACAUGUUUUGGCUAAUUUAUGUUUAGAAAAAGCGGAAGCUGAUCAACCUGUUACUGGUCACGUACGAAUUCGAGCUAAAACACAAGGCAUGGCUGUUACAAUGGGAGAAAGAGUUAGCAGCUGUCAAAAGAACUGGCCAGCUAAUAACUCACAAACCUCGAGUAACAACAUGUCGAAGCAACAAGAUGAUGAGAAUUCCAAUACAAAUGUAAUGCGUUCUCAUUCACCUGUGAAUAAUACGUUGGUGAAUAGUCACUAACUUAUAUUCGUCUAAAAAAAAUAUCUAUCCAUUCUAUUAUUGUCUACGAGCAACUCAGUUUAUUUCUCACUAAACUUGCUUAUUCUCACCUGAUGAAGUACUGUGUUAUAAACUGAAUUGCAUCAAAUCUUUGGGUUAUUUCUCACUACUUUUUAUUCAUGUGUGUGUGAAAUACUGCUUCUUUGUAAUAAUUACUACUGUUUCGGUUCUUUUAUUCCUUUUAAUUUUUUUUUUGUAUCUUGGUCUAAUAUGAAUCAUUUUUUGUGAUUGCUUUAAUUUUAGUCAAUAACUCUUUGUUGGACUUUCAUACAAAAUUGAGUAAAGAGAAUGAGUUAAGUUUGGUCUGUGUGUCACGUUUUCGAUUCGAUCAAUUAAGUAAAUUCUAGUUUACUCUCUUUUGACUUACAAAAAGUUUAAAAACAUUUAGUCGCCUUGAUUGAUUUAGUUAAUAUAAUCAG